Molecule: messenger RNA, 1353 nt
Organism: Canariomyces notabilis
Lineage: Eukaryota; Fungi; Ascomycota; Sordariomycetes; Sordariales; Chaetomiaceae
Product: MFS general substrate transporter
Exons: 4
Coding region: 1-1353 (450 amino acids)
Biological process (GO): transmembrane transport
Cellular component (GO): membrane
Molecular function (GO): transmembrane transporter activity
Source: RefSeq, a predicted model, not a curated record
AUGAAUUCGACAGAGUACCCAGAGCCCAAGGCCCCGUUUCCCGGCAGCGAGAUCUCUUCCGACACCGAGCACACAGUCGUUCCCGCGGAGCCGCCCUCAUCUUCACAACCACUGGCAGGACCUCAUAGCCAUGGGAACUUCCCAGAGGGCGGCGCGCAGGCCUGGCUGACGGUCAGCGGCGCGUCGGCGUGCCUGUUUGUCUCAUUUGGAUGGGUCAACUGCGCCGGCAUCUUCCAGCAGCACUACCAGGCCAACCAGCUGAGCGCCUAUACGCCCUCUGAGGUUGCUUGGAUUCCUGCUUUGCAAGUCUUCUUCAUGCUGUUUGCCGGGUGUAUGGUGGGCAAGAUCUUCGACGACUAUGGCCCUUCCGUGCUGCUUGCUGCCGGCACCUUUCUGCACGUCUUUGGGCUCAUGAUGACGAGCUUGUCGACCGAAUACUACCAGAUCCUGCUCAGCCAGGCGAUAUGCUCUGCUCUUGGGGCCUCGAUGGUGUUUUUCCCGGCCUUUAACUGUGCUUCGACGUGGUUCUUGAAGAAGCGUGGCGCAGCCAUGGGCUUGGUGGCCAUGGGCUCGUCCAUUGGCGGCAUCAUUUUCCCCGUCAUGCUCAUCCACCUCAUCCCCCGCGUUGGCUUCGCAUGGGCCAUCCGGACCUGCGCCUUUCUCAUUCUGGCCCUUCUCAUCUGGGCCAACCUUACCGUCCGCUCACGCAUCCCGCCAUCAAAGCGGCCCUUCAGGAUUAAGGCAUUCAUCUCCCCGCUGAGAGAGGUGCCGUUUGUUUUGCUCACCGCGGCUGUGUUCAUCUUCUACUGGGGCAUGUUUGUCCCGUUCACCUACAUUGUCGUCGAGGCGCGUGCGCGCGGCAUGUCCCCAGACCUGGCCAACUACCUUGUGGUCAUCCUGAACGCCGCAAGUAUCGUGGGCCGCACCGUUCCCAACGCCCUCGCCGACAGAUUCGGCCACUUCAACAUGAUGAUUGCCAUGGCGACUCUUGUGAGUGUGCUCGUUCUGGCCGUCUGGAUCCCCGCCAGCGGCGACGCCGCCGCCAUUGCCUUCUCGGUCCUUUUCGGCAUCGCCUCAGGCGCGGGGAUUGGCCUUAUUCCUGUUCUCAUUGCGCAGGUUUCCCCCAUCCAGGAGAUCGGCACGCGCACGGGUACGUACUUCGCCAUCGCCUCGUUGGCUGCCCUCAGCGGAUCUCCCAUUGGCGGCGCCAUUCUCGGGUCAGCUUCUGGCGCAAGCGGGUUCCGCAACACCAAGAUCUUUUCUGGCGUGACGUGUGCUGUGGGCGCGCUGCUGUUUGUUGCUACCAACGUCGCUUUAGGGGGGUGGAAAAGGGCGAAGUCGGCGAAGUCGUGA